Messenger RNA from Aspergillus aculeatinus CBS 121060, 1125 nucleotides. It is a transcript of the gene swc5, whose product is annotated as putative Swr1p complex component (Swc5). The transcript has 2 exons. NCBI's taxonomy places the organism in Eukaryota, Fungi, Ascomycota, Eurotiomycetes, Eurotiales, Aspergillaceae. Bases 1 to 1125 code for a protein of 374 amino acids. The record is from RefSeq and is a predicted model, not a curated record.
AUGGCGCCCGACGCAGAGCCCACCGCGGCAGCAGCCGAUCUAAUUAUCGAUGAAGAUGAGUACAACUCCGACUCGGACUCGGACUUCCAACUCGACGACGAUUUCGCCGCCCAGAACGACGACGAUGCCGGUCUGACCUCGUCGGAUGAGGAGGACAACGACGCGGCAGCAGCAGCAGCAGCAGCAGCAGAUGGCCAACCCCAGGCGAAGCGGCGGAAGACCACCACAACCACCCAGGAUCCCGCUGCGACUGGGGAGUUAGAUUCCGGCGACGAGGCUACGAUCCACAAAGACAAGGCGAAGCGGAAGACUGAAGACGAUGAGGAGGAAGAGGGAGGCACCGGGGGCUUUGUCCGUACGCGGGCUAUGAAGAUGCGCGCGCAAGACGAACGCAAACCCCUCGCCAAGAUCGACGGUGCGACCGUGGACGUGGAUGCGCUCUGGGCGAUGAUGAAUGCACCGGAGAACAACAACGGGCUGCACGCGGGCAGCAGCAGCAGCAGCAGCGGGAAGAACGACGACAACGCACCAACGACACAGAACGGCGACGUGGAGAUGCAAGAAUCCUCCACCGAAACAGAACAAUCAAAACAGCAGCAGAAACCAUCGAAAUACGCCGAGGAGAUGAUCAAGAUCAAGCGCACCUACGAGUUCGCAGGGGAGAUGAUCACGGAGGAGAAGAUCGUCCUGAAAGACUCGGCCGAGGCGAAGCUGUACCUCGCCAACAAUGGCGAUGCGAAUGUCGAGACAGUCAUCACGGCGGCGGUGGACGAUGCAACUGCCACCACCACCACCACCGAGGAUGUGGCGAUCAAGCUACGGAGGCCGCUGCGCCGGGUCUCGCGGUUCGACCCCAACCCGACCGGGGCGAUCAAGAAGAGCUGGGAGAAGCAGCCGGCCGCCGAAAUCACUGGGCAGGACGAGAACGCCCGGGGCCCGAAGAUCAACACGGUCGAGAAGUCGCGGAUGGACUGGGCCGCGUAUGUCGAUAGUGCGGGUCUCAAGGAUGAGCUCAAGGUGCACAGCAAGGCCAAGGAGGGCUUCCAUGGCCGCAUGGAGUUCCUGGACCGUGUGGGUGCGAACAUCGAGGAGGAGAGGCGGAAUGCGCGUCUGAAGGGACUGUGA